Molecule: messenger RNA, 1245 nt
Organism: Tachysurus fulvidraco (yellow catfish)
Lineage: Eukaryota; Metazoa; Chordata; Actinopteri; Siluriformes; Bagridae
Gene: slc35d4
Product: transmembrane protein 241
Exons: 15
Coding region: 128-1021 (297 amino acids)
Cellular component (GO): Golgi apparatus
Molecular function (GO): antiporter activity
Source: RefSeq, a predicted model, not a curated record
GGAAGUAGUUAUUAAUCAUCGCUUACGUGGAUAGAUAGAUAAAGUUGUGUUUAAUGGACAUUUAUUACAUCACCGAUUUACUGACAUUAAACUUUUAUAAUUACUGCAGAAGGAAGAUCUCUGACCGAUGAGUUUAUCACGAGUCAUUCAGGGCCUUUUGUUUUGUAUUUUAUUCGUCGGAUCCUGUUUCACAAAUAAGUAUGUGCUUUCUGUCCUGAACUUUACAUUUCCCACCGUUUUUCAGGGGUGGCAAACCUGCACUGGAGCUCUUCUGCUUUGGGUGACUGGGAAACUGGGAUGGGUGGAAAUAAAUAGUUUUUCCAGAUCUGCAGCCGUGUCCUGGCUUCCAGCAUCAGUCCUGUUUUUGGGGAACAUUUACAGUGGAUCUAAAGCCUUGUCCAUCCUGCCCGUCCCCGUCUUUUUUGUGUUACAAAAUGUGUCAGAAGUCGUCUUUUCUCUUAUUGUUAGAUUCACUCAAAAAGAGCGGUCCUCAUGGAUGAAGAUGUUCAGUGAAAACCUGGUGCUGAUGUCAGCUGUCAUACUUGCACUUCAUAAUCUUCAGUUUGGGGUAAAUGGUUAUGUCUGGGCUGUCGUCCACUUGUGCUGUGUUGGCUCAUACAAAGUGUUCCAGAGGAAUUCCAAGCCUAGCCAUCUGAGUGAUCUUGAACAGCAGUUAAUCAACUACAUUGUCAGCAUCUUGCUGUUGGCUACUGCAGCACAUCCAACAGGUGAUCUUUUUGGAGCUCUGGAGUUUCCUUUCCGUACGUCCUACAAGUUCCAUAGUGGAUGUUUUGCCAGUGCUAUACUUAGCUUUUUUCUGGUGCUGUCGUCUGUAAAGCUGAAGAACGGACUUCCUUCGCAGCACUGUGCGCUCUGGCUCUUCCUGGCCAAGAUUCUGGCAUCUGGUUUGUCCUUUUUUAUAUUCAGCGCAGACUUCGGACCCCCGACGUUAUGCUGCAUCGUGAUGAACCACGUCGGUGAGGCGCUGACACUUCACACUAACAGAGUUCUGCAGAGCUGAAGACAAAUGUCCUGACAUUCUCUACUUUCCCUUAUCCUCCUUUUCUUUAUAACGUUAUAUCACAUAAGAGCUGAUGGUUUUGCCGUUUUCAGCAGUUCCUACUUGGCUUUAUACAUUUGCUAUACAUUCUCAGCUGAACUCAGUGUUACAUCACAUGCUGACUGGAUUGUUGAUUGGUUUAAACUCAAGACUCAAUAAAAGCAAAUCAUUUUUUUGUACCAUAA